Cutaneotrichosporon cavernicola is the source of this 978-nucleotide messenger RNA. RefSeq lists its product as uncharacterized. NCBI's taxonomy places the organism in Eukaryota, Fungi, Basidiomycota, Tremellomycetes, Trichosporonales, Trichosporonaceae. The coding region runs from base 1 to 978 and encodes 325 amino acids. Gene Ontology annotation, molecular function: protein binding. The record is from RefSeq and is a predicted model, not a curated record. The transcript has 3 exons.
AUGGCGACACCUGACGUAGACCCAAACCGAAUGGACAUUGACACUCCCGAGCCAUCCACCGCAGACUCGACUCGCCCUGCGACGCCCAACAGCUAUGCCACUCCACCAUCCGCACCGACAGCAGGCCCCUCGUCGUCGGCAGGUUCGGCAGAUGGUACGCAGCCUCCUCCAUGGGCAAAGCCAUCCAAGCCCACCGGGCCAAUGACCGAGGCCAAGGAGAACGGCGCUCCGUCACCCGAACCGAAGAAGGAGGAACAGCCCAAACCUGAACCACAAGUUGACAUUUCGCACAUCCCACCACCCGACCUCAACGCUCUGCUUAGCAAGAGCCGCGAUCCCGGCUCACAGAUCGACGCGACCCUCAUCGCUGUUCCCGAACUGAGAGCACUGCUCGACAAGUCGAUCAGCCUCAAGAAUGAGGGAAACAAAAGCUUCACAAGCAAGCCACCCAAGCUUGACGCGGCCCGCGACAGCUAUCUGUGCGCACUCGACUGUCUUCCAGCCGUCCCCAAGCACCUUGCUCCACCAAGACUCGACGAAGACCGCUUCGCCGAGAUUACAGACGAGGAAGCAGACCAGAUCAACAUGGACUGGGAGGCUGGAGCGGAGCGUGUAGCUGUCGACAACGACAUCCGUGAGGCGCAGAAAGCACUUUGGGGCAACCUUGCGGCCGUGUACUCGGCACAGAAACUGUACAAAGACUGUGUCGACGCGUGUACGCGCGCCCUCAAGUUUGACCCGAACUAUAUCAAGGCGCUGCACCGCCGCGCGUCCGCGAACGAGCAUAUCGGGACCUGGUCCGCACUCGUCAGCGCCCAGCGCGACUGCCAGCUGCUUCUCACCAUCCUGCCGCCGGAUUCUACUGUCGCAACAGGCGUCGCCAAGGCUCUCGACAAGCUGCCGCAACGCAUUGGGGCUGCAAAGAAGCGCGAGGAGAACGAUGUGGGCAUCAAGUUUGGAGGACUGAGCACCACCUAG